CACCUGACGCGGACGUCACUCAGACGCAGUUCAUCAGCAGGAAGUGAAGUGUUCGUCGGUUCUGUUCCAACCUGAGAUACUUUAUCUCUCCUUUGCUGUUAACACAAGGAUCACUUUCGUUUCUCCGACUUGUCAAAAUGGCGGCGGACGCGCCUCAGCUGAGUCUCAUGAGUCUCGAGGACGAGCUCACCUGCAGCAUCUGUCUGUCCCCCUUCAGCUGUCCCGUCACCAUCCCCUGUGGACACAACUUCUGCCGCGACUGUCUCCUCGCCUCCUGGGAGGACGUGUUCUGCUGUCCUCAGUGUCGCUGUCACUUCCCCACCAAGCCUGAGCUGAAGAAGAACACCGUCCUCAGCACCGUGGUGGAGACCUUCACCCUCAGGUCCAGCAAGAGUGAGGCGGAGGUGGCUGAAAAGGAGGCUGAGGAGGCUGAGGAGGAGGAGAAGGAGGCUGAGGAGGAGGUGGAGACCGUCGUCCGCUGCGACGCCUGCAUGUUGACGGAGGCGAGUCACACCUGUCUCACGUGCAUGGCCUCUUUCUGUGAGGAGCACCUGCGUCCUCACCGGGAGAACCCGGUGUUCCGUCUCCACCAGCUGAGCCAGCCCCUCAGUGACCUGUCUCACCGCAUCUGCUCAGAGCAUCACAAGCUGAUGGAGCUCUUCUGCAUCGGCCAUGUGCGGCCCAUCUGCAGCCUCUGCCUGCAGCAGGUGCACAAGGGCUGCUCCUUCACGACUCCUGAGGAGCAGAGGAUGCUCAAGGAGUCUGACCUGAAAAAUAAGCUGGAUUUGCUGGAUGGGAGGAUUGUUAAAAAUCAAUCUAUUGUAUGUCAAAUGAGCAGCAUGCAGGAUAAACUGAAGGACGACGCGGCCAGAAAGAAGGAAGCGGUGGUCGCCGAGUAUCAGCUGUUGCACGACAUGUUGAUCCAAGACGAGAACGCCGCGCUGAGCGCCGUGGAUCGAGAGAUGGACAGCGGUCAGGUCAAACUCAACGUUCUCACCAAGAAGUUCACAGAGAACAUUAAUACCAUGAGCGCCGCUAAAGACCAGAUCAACGGUCUGCUCGCUCAGUCCCACGCGCUCAAGUUCCUGCAGACUUCGUAUACCCUGCCGCCCGCCGUCAACUUUGACCCUUACACCCCUCGAGUCAACCUGGACUCCAAGAAGGUGCUGGCAAUCCAGGACUUUUGUGCUGCUUUUAAGGAGCAUCUGACUGAGGUGUUGCAACAGCCUGUGGAGGCCAGAGUGCAGCUGCUGAAGUCAGGUAAAAAAACAGCCUUGGGAUUUCCUCCUGUCAGUUUUGGAGCCUUCCAGACAUCAGAGCCAGGUCCAGAGACCAAGGCCGGCGCAAAGAAGAAGAACCAGAGUAAGAGAAAGUCUGAUUCUGCUUCAAAAGAAGCAAAACCUAACGAAGCUGCUGAACAAUUGAAAAAACUAGCCGCUUCAAUGGAAAACCUGUGGGAGGAUCCUACAAAAACCAAAUCCAAGGGUCGUCCUGCUGCACCGCAACUCAGCCGGAAACCAGAAACUUCAAAAGUGACUCCAAACAUCUCGUGUGCGGAGAAAAGAAGUGUCCUUCUGCAUUUUGGCAGAGUUUUAAAUUUUGACCGAAAGACGGCCCACAAGCGCAUCUCGCUGACGGAGGAGUUUACGAAGGCGUCCGUGUCGGAGGAGCUCGAGAACUACCCCAACUGCCCUCAGCGCUUCAACGUGUGCUCGCAGGUGCUCACCUCGCAGGGCUUCUCCCGAGGGUGCCACUACUGGGAAGUGCGCCUGAGCUGCAACAACUUCAUCGGCCUCGGUUUGGCGCUCAAAGCCAUCGACCGCGUCGGUCCCAACAGUCGCCUGGGCCGCAACGCGCAGUCCUGGUGCGUGGAGUGGUUUAACGUGAAGCUGUCGGCGUGGCACAACAGCGUGGAGACCGUUCUGGUCAAUCCCAGUCCGAAGCGCGUCGGCGUGCUGCUGGACUGCGACGAGGGCAGAGCUACGUUCUAUAACGUGGCAGAUCGAGCGUAUCCCUUCCACACCUUUGUGCUGCCCGUGUCUGAAGCAGUGUAUCCGGCUUUCUGGAUGUUCUCCAGCGGUUCGUCCAUCUCUCUGUGUAAGCUUCAGGCGUGAUUACUACAGGGCAACGUACUAAACAAUAGCUUGUAUAUAAAUGCAUUACAGCCACCAAAUGACCAAAACCACCAGUGUGUUAGAAUCGAGUGGUGAGAUUGUAGAUUGCAGUCCUUGAAAACGAUCUUGUUUUGUCCUGUUAUUCCCCAAAAUGAAAUGAUUCAGUUUUAUCCAUUAAUUUGUCGUAGAAAGUAGGAAAUAUUUGCACUUAAGAAGCUGAAACAUGGGAGAACUUGGUGACUAAUUGAGUUAUAAUGAAUGAUUCAUGUUAUAGUAAUAUAAUCAUUUUGCAGCACUACAAAUCAGUUAAAUAAAACAGUUAAAAAUAAGAUUUUUAACUGUUUUAUGAUCACCUGAACAGUAGGAACGGUGUUUAUUCAUGUCAUUCCCGCGGGGUCUGUGAUUUUGUUUGGUCGCGCUCGGGUAUUCAGUUGGUCGUGAUAUAAACAACUUUAAAAGUGAACAAAUGCCGUUGAUCAUUUUGAGAAUGUUGUGAAUGUGAACAGCGAUCCAUGGCGAACGUCAGUAGCCGCUACGGUUACAGACGCGAGCCGUGGUUCACAGCUGCUGGGGCCUGUGGUCAUGUGACCUCAGAAAUGUAGCCGUGUGUUACUUCUGAGGUUUGGAGAAACUGUCAGUGUGACGCGCGGCUGCUGCAUCCCAGCGUACUGUGGUUCACUCGCAGCAUUCACCCGUUAUCGCGCUGGUUGAUUUUAUUGAAGUGUUCUCUGGAGUCGGAUGAGGGAAAAGUUAAUGCUGGGUUUUUAAGACCCAGGUGUUGGAUAUAAUGAGUCUGUCAGGUUGUGGGAUCUGUCGCUCCAUCUCUGUGGAUUUGAAGCGUGCGAGGAUCCUCUUGGCGGCUUGAAACCAGCACUGGCGGCGCUCGUUUUUUUGUCUGAGUCACGUGACAGUCUGCGGCUCCACAUCUCGUCACUAGAAAUGUAAAGCGUGCAUGUGAAGGCCUACGCGGCCAUCGUAUGUACCAUCUACUCUGCUGCUGGAUUUGAUGGUAAAACAGUAGCAUGUAGACAGAAACAGCUGAGGAUGUAAAAAACAUGCACGAUGUGCUGAAGUGUCUCGUUUCCUUAUCUUGUUCUACUCUAUAGGCUCAUGCCCUCGUGUGCUCCGCUCAUGAGAACAGACAUUGUGGCUCUGGUCCGGCUCUGGUCCGGCUCUGGUCCGGCUCUGGUCCGACUCUGGUCUGAGGUUUUCUUUUUGUGUUUUGGUUGAAAGACUCCUCUUCUGAUUGAUAUAGGAUUGAUAAGCUGAUAUGACGCUGUACUGGUAUCGGUCCGAUAAGAUUAAUGUCUAAAAUCUGACCUGUGACCUGUAGAGGUCAAAUAUGUGCUGCACAGGUGGAGCAUUGUGUUUUUCACAUGGUGCUAAAAUGACAGUUAAAAUAAUGCAGUUGGCAAAUGUGUGUCAGGUUAGAUUGAUCCGAGCUUGGAGAAUGCCUUUCAUAGGUAUUUGUGUUAGAUUCUCAUACUUGUAUUUCGUGCCAGUGCAAACAUGUCGGGGGAAAGACUACAUCGGACUGUCGUCGGUAUCAGUAAAUAUUUGUGUCGUAAUCGGACAUGAAAAAAAACGUGGUACAUAGCCGUCCCUGAUUGAUGAUUUGUAGCAAUGAUUCUUUUGGACGAGAAAUAAAGCCUUCAGAAUUAUCUGUUGGCUUCUCGUUCUGGGGGCAGGAAGGCAGUGAGCUGUACAGUGUCAGCGGGGGGGGGGGAAUUAUUUCACCCCGGCCUCACGUGAGUGACAUUUAAUAGGCGUCACUGGAGUCCUUUCACCUGCUGCGGUGGUUUAGUCGGUGUUUGUACUCCGAUGUGAAACAACAAAGCGCGCCUUUGUCGGGAGCGCAGAAGUCGCUCGACUCCUCACUGAUGUGAUAUGGUAGCGAAUGCUGUGACGGUGGUCUUCACACACGGUGCAGUGUUUAAUGAAGCCACCGGGUGGCAGCAGCAGGGGGUUAGACAUCAGACGCUUCCAUUAACCCUCGCUGUUGAGCAGCAGGAAUCUCAUGAUACGAAACAUUUGACGAUACAGGGGUGGAAACUGAGAUAUUGCGAAUCUUGUAGUCGGUAAUCGGCGUAUUUGGGUUGAUACGUUUGAGUUUCCAGCUUCUCUACUGUAACUCAGUGACUCUGGGCCUCUGUGUCGUGAGGUUCUGAGAAAUGUUUUCAAAUCUGACCACAAAAAAUAAAUAGCAUUUGGAGGCGGUUUGGAGACAGAAAUCCAUCCUCAGGACACUUUUAAAGGUGUGUUGUGUAGGAUUUAGCAACAUCUACUGGUGAAGUUGCACGUGGCAGCUGAAUAUCGCUCGCCUCGCCUCCAAACAUCUAAGAGAAAGAUAAUAUCUCAGCCGUUUCUCCUUAUUUCUAACGAGAAUGUUUUCUUGUUAUAUCUCGGGAUCGGCUCUUCUCUCAGUCGGAUUUAUUGGUCCAUUGUUGCAGGAUGUUUACAUCCGAGGUGAAGCUGUAGAGCAGGGGCCCCUGGAGGGCCAGUCAGCGUCUUUGUCAGAUCAGGAGCCAAAGUCCAAAAUCAGCUUUAAAUCUUAUCACAAUAUUCCACUAUUAUGUUUUUUGUUCGGAUAUUUAAGAGAAAGAAAAUGUUUUGAUAUGGAACGAGACAUUUUUUACUAAAUAAGUCAUUAUAAUUUGAUGUUAAGUGGUGGGCCACAUUAAAAUGAUUGGGGGACCUUAAGUGGCCCGCACACCACGAGUUUGAGACCUCUGAGCUUCCUCCCGAGUUACUGACAAACAGAUUUUUUUCCUGAUCGAUCAGCGAACAUGUCUGUCUGCUUAAGCACGGGUUGAUAAAUCGUUCAUAAUGCAGGUGAUUUGAGUUCAUUAUGAACGACAGAAACGGGAAUAAUGAUGGUUUUGCUUCUGAGACUUAAUGUGUUAACACGUUCUUUUGUUAAUAAAUGUUUGAUUCUGGCUUA
Solea senegalensis (Senegalese sole) is the source of this 5055-nucleotide messenger RNA. RefSeq names its product tripartite motif containing 25 (gene trim25). The transcript has 10 exons. Lineage: Eukaryota; Metazoa; Chordata; Actinopteri; Pleuronectiformes; Soleidae. Gene Ontology annotation, molecular function: protein binding; metal ion binding. Bases 138 to 2114 code for a protein of 658 amino acids. The record is from RefSeq and is a predicted model, not a curated record.